UGCCGCUGCUUUGUCCUUCACGUUCUCUUCUAGGGUUCGGUAUCAUUCUUGUUCCUCGAGGCGAUGGCGGAUGUGGCGUUGCUGGGUUUCAAGCCGCAGCUGGUUGUGCCGGGGAUGAAGGCGGAGGCGGCUGUGCAGUUCUACAAGGCGGCAUUCGGGGCGGAGGAGAUCGGGAGGGUGACCCACCCGAAGCGCAAGGCGGAACAGGAGUGCCCCCUCAUUCUCUCCGCCGAGCUCAAGAUCGGCUCCUCCUUCAUCCUCGUCAGCGACUGCUUCGACGCUACAGGAGAGGAGAAUGCCGCGGCCGCUGGAGGCGGUGGGAUCGCGUUCCGGCUGGAGGCGGAGGACGUGGACGCGGCCGUGAAGAAGGCGGUGGCUGCCGGUGCGGAGGUCAUGAGCGAGGUGUUGGAGGAGGAAGGCAGCCUUCUCGGGAAGGUGAAGGACCCGUUCGGUGUCGUCUGGGCCAUCGCGGCCGUCGGGAAGAAGAGCCCCGAGCCCGAGGCUUGAUCCGGGCCGUCGACUCUAACCUCUCACUUCCUUAGGGAUGCAUUUAUAGCUGGACUUCAAACUAAUAGAGGCAUUAGCAGUAGCGAAGCAGUUUACGCUAACUCUUCUAUGCUUAAUAUUGAAGACUUAUUAUUUAGGAUGGCGGUUGUCACGGUUGCCGCCGAAGCUUCUCACGGCCACCGACGUUUGAUAUUAUAUUUGAGAUGCUUUAGCCCCUUUUCUUUUGCAGGAAACUAGAAAGACUAGACUUUUGCAGGUGGCGACCGCAUCAUAUUUUUGAUGAUAGUAUUAAUGUUCCAAUGUGAUAUCCAUUCGACACUGAUCACAUAACCUUCGUUUUCUUUUCAGUUAUGGUUUGCAGAUGUCAUGAGCUAUCUGCUUGCUUCGUUCUUUACUGUCUUUUAGAUGUUCGUUCAAUGUUCAGGGGACCACGAAGAAAAGGUUUUGGGAAGGCUGCUCUGUUCUUGGGGAAAGUUGCAUGCUUGCGUUAAUAUGUACAUCUCAUUAAUGCUUUUUAGGGGCAACACCUAAUUGGUUAUCAUGCUUAUUUUUGUGUUGGUUAUGGUUGCCUGUUCUUUAAUCAGGCACGAACUUAUUAUUAUUAGCUUGUCUGCUUCGGUGCCAUUGCAUUUGUU
This is a messenger RNA of Musa acuminata AAA Group (dessert banana), 1142 nucleotides long. RefSeq lists its product as uncharacterized. The transcript has 2 exons. The coding region runs from base 64 to 507 and encodes 147 amino acids. The record is from RefSeq and is a predicted model, not a curated record. Lineage: Eukaryota; Viridiplantae; Streptophyta; Magnoliopsida; Zingiberales; Musaceae.